This is a messenger RNA of Dendrobium catenatum, 2710 nucleotides long. RefSeq names its product probable galacturonosyltransferase 7. Lineage: Eukaryota; Viridiplantae; Streptophyta; Magnoliopsida; Asparagales; Orchidaceae. Gene Ontology annotation, molecular function: polygalacturonate 4-alpha-galacturonosyltransferase activity. The record is from RefSeq and is a predicted model, not a curated record. The coding region runs from base 290 to 2272 and encodes 660 amino acids. The transcript has 9 exons.
CGAACUGACUCUUCGCCAUGCUUCUUUCUCGCCAGUCUACUCUCUCUCCUCUCCGUCUCUUCCUCUCGCAAUCUCUCCUUCCUUUGUUUCUCCGUUUCUUUUGCGUGGGACAAAAAAAGCGAAAAUAAAGAGAAUUAAAAAGAGAGGGAGAGGGAGGAAGAGGACGGAAUCGAAGAGAGCGCGUCUGCAUUUGGCGCCUUAGCGUAAGAAAGCUGCCGAGUGGCACAAGAGAGAAAGAUUCUAGUUUGUGUAAAGAAAAAGAGGAGAUUGGUACGCGGCGCAGGAAUUGAUGAAGGGUUACUCGGCGGCGGUGCCGCCGUGCAAGCGGAGGUGGCGGGGGCCGACAGUGGUGAUUGGUGCCCUCGUCUUCUUCUCGUUGCUCGUACCUCUUUCGUUUCUCCUCGGUUUUCAUAACCGCUUCCCAUCGGGAUUUUUGGCUGACGAUCGUCUUCCAUUGGCCCAGGAGACGAGCUUUGGCAGCAAUGGACGAGUGGAGAGCGUUCAAGAAUACUUCGAGGAGAUUACAGAGGAAGAAGCCAUGAGACCAGCUGAUUCGACUGUUUACACCAAAAAUGAUGCUGUCUCUUUGGGCAAACCUGCGCCUAGCUCAAAUAAAAAAGAUAGCACUUAUCAGUUUCAUCCAGAAAAAGCUGUCUCUCCUAUACAUUCUCAGAUUCAUCUAAACAACCCAAUCUCUCCUAUUAAAAAAAAGGACUAUAACUCCCAUGGUAAAGUGAUGCCUACUCCCCAAAUUGCUAAAGCAGAAUUUACUCCAUCUAUCAAUACAAAAGAAAAUUUUGGAGGGAUCGGGAAGGGUAACUUGGAAGUUAUAGCUGUUGAUGGUAUUAAAAAAUCGUGCCAGCUUGAAUUUGGAAGCUACUGCCUUUGGUCAACAGAACAUAAAGAAACAAUGAAGGAUUCUAUGGUGAAGAGACUCAAAGAUCAGCUUUUUGUAGCUAGAGCGUAUUAUCCAAGCAUUGCCAAACUUAAAGCACAGGAGAGCUUGACACGUGAACUUAAGCAAAAUAUCCAAGAUCAUGAGAAAAUUCUGAGUGAUGCUAUUUCAGAUGCUGAUCUACCACCAUUUGUCGCAAAGAAGAUACGGAAAAUGGACGAAACAAUUGCCAAAGCCAAACAAUGUUCUAUCGAUUGCAGUAAUGUUGACAGGAAGCUAAGGCAGAUUCUUGAUCUGGCUGAGAAUGAAGUUCAUUUCCAUAUGAAGCAGAGUGCAUUCCUGUAUAACCUUGGUGUGCAGACUAUGCCCAAAAGUCUGCAUUGCUUGUUUAUGAGAUUGACUGUGGAGUGGUUCAGUUCUUCAUCAGAAGACAGAGGAUUACAUGCUCAGAAAAUUGGAGACCCAAGCUUUAGACAUUAUGUGGUUUUCUCUAGAAAUGUUCUUGCAGCAUCAGUUACUAUCAAUUCAACAGUGAUGAAUUCAGAGGCAACAGAAAAUAUGGUUUUUCAUUUGAUAACCGAUAAGCAGAACUACUAUGCUAUGAAAUAUUGGUUCAAAACGUCUUCUUUCAAGGAAGCAUUCAUUCAUGUUAUAAAUAUUGAUAAAUUCAAAAUGGUUCGCCCGCAUAGUUUAGCUCUUCCACCACUCUCUUUCUCUGAGGAGUUCCGGAUUACAAUGCACAACAUGAAUAAAUCCUCAACUGUGCCGAUGAAAACUGAAUACAUGUCAGUUUUUGGCCACUCACACUUUCUUCUUGCUGAAAUAUUCAAGAAUCUGAAGAGAGUGGUGGUUUUGGAUGAUGAUAUGGUGGUUCAGCAAGACCUGUCACCCUUGUGGAACCUGGACAUGGAAGGGAAAGUAGUUGGAGCAGUAGAAUCCUGUGGUAUGACAUUGGAUCAUCUAAAAGCUUACAUGCCGAGGAACAAAUAUGAUCCUGAUUCCUGCGUAUGGAUGUCUGGACUGAAUGUGGUAGAUUUGGCAAAGUGGAGAGAGAAAAAUGUUACUGGCAUCUACAAUAAGUUCAUAUGGAAGCAGAUGAAAAUUACGAGUGAAGCAUCAUGGAGAGCUUCAAUGCUUCCUGCAAGCUUAAUGGCAUUCCAAAAUCUGGUUUACCCAUUAGACAGUUCAUGGACUCUAUCUGGGCUUGGUUAUGACUAUCGGAUCAGUGCUGCUGCUGUGAAAGAUGCAGCUACGCUACACUACAAUGGAAAUAUGAAGCCUUGGCUUGAACUGGGCAUACCAAUUUAUAAAAGGCACUGGAAGAAAUUUCUCAUGAAGGGGGACCGGUUCAUGAAUGGCUGUAAUGUAAACCUAUAGUAUAUGAAUGCAAAAUUUCAGGUUCGAUAACUUGAUUUUUUAGAGCUGCCAAUUUUGAGUGCAUGAAGGAUUUAUAUCACAGAUCAGAGGCAGAUAACUUCCAUAAUAAAGGGAGGAAGAGCCUUGUUUAACUGGUUUCUUCAAUUUGAACUACUAUUACUUUCUGAUUACUGGGAAGGGAUAACACUGGUGCAACCAUAACGCUGGGAGUUGCACAAGAGUUUCUAUUCAGAGGUCACUGUUCUGUAAAUGUUUUUCAAGUUUUUUCUGAUAUUAGUCAAUUGAUUCAUUCAUUUCUGAGUAAACAACCCAAUUGUUAUUUGGUGGUCCGCCUUAACUGAUUUUGGCUGUAUGUUACUAAUGCCCUCUUUUCCCCCAUCUCGUAAGCAUUUUCCCACCCACUGCCAGAAAAAUAAUAAUAAUAAAAUUCAUUUUUUU